CUCGGCUCCAGGCUUCCCUCGCCCCUUCUCCGCCCCUCCCCCGCGCUGUCAUUCACCCCGCUCCUCUCCGCGCACAGCCAAUGGAGAGACCCGGCCGAAACGGCUAGGCUAGCUCGCACCGGGCUUUUUCGCCUGGUGAUUGAUGUCCCAGAGUCAACAGCGAGCGAGGAGCCGAAGAGGGGAAGGAGCAAGCGGAGAGGGGAGGAAUACGGCGCCCCCUCUCUCCUUCCCCUCCCCCCCUACUUUAGCCCUUCUGCGCACUUCGCCUGGGUCUCCACGCAGCCAGGAGCCGCUGCCGCCUCCGCGCCGCUGCGCGCUGCCCCCGAGUCAAGCAAGCACAGCGAGUGCCGCCGCCCAGGCCCCCCGCCCCUCGCGGGGCCGGGGUCGGGGGCCAGCAUGGAGCACCUGGGUCCGCACCAUCUCCACCCGGGCCACGCGGAGCCCAUCAGCUUUGGCAUCGACCAGAUCCUCAACAGCCCGGACCAGGGCGGCUGCAUGGGGCCCGCUUCGCGCCUCCAGGACGGAGAAUACGGCCUUGGCUGUUUGGUUGGAGGCGCCUACCCUUACGGCGGCGGGGGCCCCGCGGCCGGGGCCGGGGCCGGGGGCGCAGGAGCCUAUGGCGCCGGAGGCCCGAGUGGACCCGGUGGCCCGGCGGGCAGCAGCGGCGGCGGCGGCGCCUGUAGCAUGGGCCCGCUGGCCGGAUCCUACAACAUGAACAUGGCCUUGGCGGGCGGUCCCGGUCCCGGCGGCGGCGGCGGCAGCGGGAGUGGCGGCGGCGGGGCACUGAGCGCUUCGGGUGUGAUCCGGGUGCCCGCGCACAGGCCGCUAGCUGGAGCAGUGGCCCACCCCCAACCUCUGGCUACCGGCUUGCCCACCGUGCCCUCUGUGCCUGCUGUACCGGGGGUCAACAACCUCACUGGCCUCACCUUCCCCUGGAUGGAGAGUAACCGCAGAUACACAAAGGACAGGUUCACAGGUCACCCCUAUCAGAAUCGGACGCCCCCCAAGAAGAAGAAACCGCGCACGUCCUUCACGCGCCUGCAGAUAUGCGAGCUGGAGAAGCGCUUCCACCGCCAGAAGUACCUGGCCUCGGCCGAGCGCGCCGCCCUGGCCAAGGCGCUCAAAAUGACCGACGCGCAGGUCAAAACCUGGUUCCAGAAUCGGCGGACUAAGUGGAGGCGGCAGACUGCAGAGGAGCGUGAAGCCGAGAGGCAGCAGGCGAACCGCAUCCUCCUGCAGCUGCAGCAAGAAGCCUUCCAGAAGAGCCUGGCGCAGCCGCUGCCUGCCGACCCGCUUUGCGUGCACAACUCAUCGCUCUUCGCCCUGCAGAACCUGCAGCCCUGGUCUGACGACUCGACCAAGAUCACCAGCGUCACGUCCGUGGCGUCGGCCUGUGAGUGACCCGGGCCCAUCCAAGGGGUCGCCGAGGCGAGCUGAGAGCCUGGACUCUCGCCCACUCUCCCGCCGCAGACUGCACACAGCAGGGGAACGCCCGCUCCUCCAAACCUGGCGGUAGCGCUCAGGCUGGCGGCCAGCCGUUCUCUUUUCCACAGAAAAGAAGAGCGCCCAGGAAAAGGAUGCACGGCCGCCUCCCAGAUGCCUAUGCGGAACUGUUCAGAGUCUUCUGUUUGCGUCUAUUUUAUUUUAUUCUGAUUUUCAACGUGGGGCUGAGAAGCAGGAGAGGUGGUGGAAGAAGAGCCUCUGGGGUCCCUAGAUGACAGGAUGGGCUGUCAUUUAAACUUGCCCUGGGGAUAACCCCCCUCUCUGUUUCCCACUCCCUGUCACACACAGAUACCCAUAGGCCUGCACAGAGGUGAUUUUACUGUCCCCCCAGUGUCACUCCACAGCCACACACAGGGAACCUAUGGCAGGGUGGCACGCGCACACAGGGCCAUAGCCUUCACUCCCUUCACCCUUACUAUCAGGCAUAGUCCAGGGGUGACCCAGAUUCAUUCUGAACAGCAUGGCACUUCUCACAAACACACUGUGACACACCAUCGCACACACAAGAGCCACAACAGCGUCACUUGGCCUGCCAGGCCCCCAUCACACACUCUAGCCAAACCCAGGUACGCACAGGCAGGUUUCCACACAAACUCAGCCUAUUUCUCUAGAUCCUGUUUGGGGGGGGGGUUAAGUUAUGCACUUAUAAGGUGUUUUCUGUGUAACCAUUUUAUAAAGUGCUCGUGUAAUUUAUGUGGAAAAAAAAAUAAAACCCUCCAGAUCCGGAGUCAAGGCUGCCUGCUCCUUGCUGAGCCCAGCACCUUGCAGCUCCUUGGGCUUGACGUGGGCUAGUGCACAUAGGUCAGCCACUGGUGUCUAAGUUUGAGGGACAUCUUGAGCCCAGGUCAUAUAGACUCUGGAGAGAGGAAAAAAAGAGGGGGGAGAAAUGGCAGUACUGAGGAAAGUUGGGAGAACCAGGCUUUUCUGGGACAGCCAGUGCUUGAGAGGAUUUGUCUUUGGGAGUGAGAGUUCGGUGUGUGGAUUGUGUGUUUGUGAUGGUGUGGGCAAUCAGCAUGUAACUGAUAAUGAAUGUUUGUAAGCGUUCAGUUUGCAGUUGUGCGUGCUUGCUCUGCUUCAUUUGCAAAUCGAAACUACCAUUGUACAUAUGAAUUUGUAGUUAUGUGUAUGUGUGACCAUGUGUGAAUGUGGCUGUCUUUUUGGGUAGUUGUGUAAUCACCUACUAGUGUUUGUGAUUGUGAAUGAAAUAUACGGUAAUGUUUGUGAGAGUACAUAUUACUUUCUGUUAUGAA
Molecule: messenger RNA, 2753 nt
Organism: Sus scrofa (pig)
Lineage: Eukaryota; Metazoa; Chordata; Mammalia; Artiodactyla; Suidae
Gene: TLX1
Product: T cell leukemia homeobox 1
Biological process (GO): regulation of transcription by RNA polymerase II; animal organ development
Cellular component (GO): nucleus
Molecular function (GO): RNA polymerase II cis-regulatory region sequence-specific DNA binding; DNA-binding transcription factor activity, RNA polymerase II-specific
Source: RefSeq, a predicted model, not a curated record